AGAAAUAAUUUGAUUUUAUAGUUUUCAUUCAUACUUUAAGCCGCUUCGAGCGGCCACUAAUUUUAAAAAUGAGUUUUAACGUCUUCAAAAGUAAGAAGCAGAGCAAAGAGGCUCGAAAAAGAAUGGAACAUUUGAUGUACGUAGCGAAGGAGAGCCCGGAGAAAAGCUACGACGUAUCGUCUUGUGAGUUAUUGAACGUUCCGUCCGGAGUCUUUACAAUGUGUCGCGUUCUGCAAAAGGAAUCUUUAUUGCUUCACACAAAUUGGCUCAAAAAUUUGAAAACUGGUGGAAAAUUGAAUUUGAUGACACUUCGGAUUUUGGAUCUCCAUGGCAACAAACUCAUGGCAUUGCCAGAUGAAAUUUGUUACUCUGAAGAAUUUACAGCCAAACUUAACAUAAUGCCACCUAAAACCAAGACCAAAAUUAUGUUCAAUAAUGAGGUUCUGAACAUUGAAAACAAUGAAAUCCAGACAUUACCGAAUAAACUUGGGGAUCUUUGGUGGCCUUCAGACAUUACAUGCGAGGAGGUUAAGAGAGACAACAAACUAACUGGUCUACCAAGUUCAAUAGAGCGAGCUAAGAGUCUUCGAACUAUCGAUAUCAGCGGAACUAACAAAAUUGCGGCAUUGAGUACGUUCCACCGUCCCACAAUCUCCUCCCAGUCCUCGGGAAUCAAGAAUCAACCCACAGUGACUGAUGGAGCCGCUACGGUCACAGAGAAAUUCAAUCAUGGUAAUACGAAAGAUGAAAGUGAGUUGAAACAGGAAGAAUUUGACAAAUCAGUCCUGAAACAGCAGGAACAACAAGAAUUGGAAAGAAAAAGAAUGAUUAGAAUGAUGGUGGAAGCUGAGAAAAGUGCUUCGAGCCUUGUUGAGGAUCUUCUGAAGAUUAAUGAAAAGGCUCGGAAGCAAGAAGCAUUGCUUGAAGAAAUGGAAAAGCAACGAAUGAGAGAGGAAGAAUAUUUUAAAGUUACGAAAGAAGAUUUGGAUAAUUUACGAAAGAAGGAAAUGCUGGGUGCAAUGCAAGCUAUGGUUGCAGAAAACGAUCAGUUUGCGAUAAAAGUGAAGCAAUAUCUAGCAGAACAGACCCAUGCCGCAAAACGAGCCCAAGGUUCCGUUCGUAGCGACGGGAAACAAGUCGAACCGCCGUUGCUAAAGCAACAAGAAUGUCAGGACAAAUUAAUAGGACAGAUCUUGCAUGAGGAAGACGUGCAACGCCAAGCGUUCAUAGUAUUACAAUUGGAGAAAGAUAUUGCACGAAGAAGAAUCAUCUCACAAAUACAAGAAGUCCAAAACGCUUUGCUGAAUCUGACUUUGGUUGAAAUGAAGAGGAACACGUACAAGUUGGAUAAUGAACAAGAAGUUCUACGAUCGAAAAGACAGGAAUUGACUGAUAUAUUGAUGGUUUUACUGAAAGAAAAGGAUAAACGAGAAGAAAUCAUGAAAGAAAGAUUGAUUGAAAUGGAAGGUCAGAGAGAGAGCGAUCAGAUGGAUUUCUGGCUCGUGCAGUAUCAGAGAUUGAUGGAUUCUAAACCUGAGAAACUGAUUGCUAAGGAGACUGAAAUGGACGUUGCGUUACUGAAACUUCUCUCGAAAGCUGGGGCAAACGAUCAUGUGACCUCGUUCGCUAGAAAUAAAGUUUGUUCGAUUCGAGAUCUGAUCGAUCUUUCUGAAGAUGAUCUACGAAGAGUUGGGGUCUUCGAAGUUGGCGUUAGAAAGAAUAUAUUGCGUCUGGUUGAAGAAGAAAUAGCAGCGUCUAAGAAACUAGAUGAUUAUGAGAUUCCUUCUGUAUCCAAGCAACCUGUGACCCCGCCCAUUGCCACACCCGCUGCCACACCUACUGACACACCCUUUGAUGACUUGACUGAGGAGAAUGAAUGUACUGUAUGUAUGGAGAAACAGAGUAACACUAUAUUCCUACCUUGUGGUCACGUCUGCACUUGUUCCGAUUGCUCAUCCAAACUGCAGAAAUGCCCGAUGUGUAGAGCUGACAUCCAACAGAAGAUACAAGUAUUCAGAAGCUGAGAUUGCGCAAUAUUUUGCAAAAUUGCGCAACAUUCCACGAAAUUGCGCAAUAUUUCACAAUAUGUUUGAUGACAAAAGAGAUUAUGCAAUAUUUGAUAACAUUGCGCAACAUGCAUGGAUUAUUGCGCGAUAACUUCAUGAUGCCAUUGUGCAACAUUUAGACAGUAUUAUGUAACCUUAUGAAUUAGUAAUUUUUUGUGGUCAUUUUUGCAUCAUUUGUCAAAGGUUGAAAUGUCAUGCCUGCCACCUCACUCAUGUUAUAAUAAUAUAGGUCAGGGGGUGUG
Molecule: messenger RNA, 2308 nt
Organism: Styela clava
Lineage: Eukaryota; Metazoa; Chordata; Ascidiacea; Stolidobranchia; Styelidae
Source: RefSeq, a predicted model, not a curated record